GGCACACGGCUCUAUACACAGCCCAGGGACCACAACUCAGGGAUUGCUGGAGGGAGGCACACCGCUCUAUACACAGCCCAGGGACCACAACUCAGGGAUUGCUGGAGGGAGGCACACCCUACAACUCACUGACUGGACACAGCAAGUCCUGGACCCGGGGUCUUGCUAUUGUCGACCCAGAUCUUUUUUCUGAGGAGCAUUCAUCUAUGGCGCAUAACUGCAGCUUUUCCUUUGCUUACGUUCAGACUACCUUCCUGGCUCCAGUGUACACGGUGGAGUUUGUUUUAGCCGUGUUAGGAAAUGGUUUUGCCAUCUGGCUGCUGGGGCCAAGAGGAUCCAAGAACCGCCAUGCCGGAAUUAUCUUCUCUCUCAACCUUGCUGUGAGUGACUUGGCCUACGCCUUGUCUCUGCCUCUCCUGGUGGCAUAUUACUCAAUGGGAAAAAAAUGGAUCUUUGGCGUCGCCCUUUGUAAAGUGGAACGAUUUCUUUUCCAUAUUAACCUUUACGGAAGCAUAUUCUUUAUCACCUGCAUCAGUGUCAACCGCUGCAUCGGAGUUGUGUACCCAUUUUAUGCCAGGGGUAGAGUGGAGAGUAAACACGGCAAGCUGGCAAGCGUGGCAGUGUGGGUUAUAGUUGCUGCAAUUUCUUCUCCUGUGUUUGAAUUCUCAACCUUACAGGGUGACGGACACAAGAAAGAGUGCUUAGGGACUGCACUGGACAGCCAACUAAGGUCAUACUUUCCAUACAGCUUGUUUCUUGCUGGCUUCGGCUGUGGCCUUCCAUUUCUCAUCACUCUUAUAUCCUAUACAGGCAUAGCUCGAGCUGUAUGGAAAAGCCAUGGACUGGAAUCAAAGGAAAAGAGAAAAGUUGUAACCAUGGUCUGUGUGGUAGUGUUACUGUACGCCAUCUCCUUCCUGCCCUAUCACAUCCUGAGGAACAUGAACCUCGCAAGCAGAAUAUGGCCAAAGAAUUGCAACCAAUCUGCUUUUCUACAUUCCGCAUUUCAAGUUACACGUGGACUGGUGGCACUGAACCCUUGUAUCCACCCGUUGUUGUACACUUCUGUGAUGGACAAUGUUCGGGCAAAACUUGGCUGCUGUAAAGGACAGGAAGAAGAGAAACCCCCUGAGAGCAUUCGACUUUGAUCUGCACGGUGAUUGUACUAGACCAGUAUUAAUGUACUGCUGAGGACAUUGGGGAAACUAGCAAAAGUCCGAUGUAUGGACAUGAGCCAAAUACGAAAAUGAAACCCAGACAAGAUAACAUAUGCUUAAUAAGACUUUUUUGGAGAUAGUAACUGAUUGUUGUGCAGCCACGUUUGUUUUGUGACCAACAAUAACUGUGAUUCUUCUAAUGCCCUGUACACACGAUCAGGAUUUUGCCCGGCCAAACUCACAUCGGAAUUCCGUCGGAACAUGUUCUCUAU
Molecule: messenger RNA, 1426 nt
Organism: Rana temporaria (common frog)
Lineage: Eukaryota; Metazoa; Chordata; Amphibia; Anura; Ranidae
Gene: P2RY11
Product: purinergic receptor P2Y11
Exons: 2
Coding region: 207-1145 (312 amino acids)
Biological process (GO): calcium-mediated signaling; cellular response to ATP; G protein-coupled receptor signaling pathway
Cellular component (GO): plasma membrane
Molecular function (GO): G protein-coupled ATP receptor activity; neurotransmitter receptor activity
Source: RefSeq, a predicted model, not a curated record